GCUGCCUGAAGGCUGGUCUCCCACUGUGCAUUCGAACGCGUGUCGAUGUCUGCGUGUAGUAUGCGUGCUUGCCUGGAAACUGGAAUUCCACAAACUCUUGGCUAUUGUGUAGACAGUCCCAAACUUGCCUGUGUGUCUAGACGUCCUUUUUAGAAAAAAAGGAAAAAAGGAGGAGGAAAAAAAAAAAAAAAAGAAACAAGAAACAGGAAAAAACCCCACAGACUUCUAGCCGGGAUUACCUUUCUCACACCUGUCACCACUGAUGCCCUCUCAAGGUUAGAAUUCGAGCUACGUGAGGCCAGCUUAAACCAAACGCCGUUUGAAAGGAGCUCUAUGAAGGAACAGCAGGCACUGGAAGGAGAGCAGAAGUGCCCACAGGAACAUGAACAACAGCUUGCAAGUUAACCUGCCCAGGACCUGGGCUGGUUCAAAUAGCUCGCUCCAGGAGAAGUCUGAGCAUUCCUUUUUUCUUUUCUAUUACUAUAGGAUGGAGGACGAGGCAGUACUGGAUAGAGGGGCUUCCUUCCUUAAACAUGUAUGUGAUGAAGAAGAAGUGGAAGGUCAUCACACUAUUUACAUUGGGGUCCACGUGCCGAAGAGCUAUAGGAGAAGGCGGCGUCACAGAAGAAGACCUGGGCACAAAGAAAAGAAAGAAAAGGAGAAAAUCUCUGAGAACUACUCCGACAAAUCAGACGUAGAAAAUGCUGAUGAGACAAGCAGCAGCAUCCUUAAACCGCUCAUCUCCCCCGCUGCUGAACGCAUCCGCUUCAUCCUCGGAGAGGAAGAUGACAGCCCGGCACCCCCGCAGCUCUUCACAGAGCUGGAUGAGCUUCUGGCCGUCGAUGGACAAGAGAUGGAAUGGAAGGAGACUGCGAGGUGGAUCAAGUUUGAGGAGAAGGUCGAACAAGGUGGGGAGCGAUGGAGCAAACCUCACGUGGCCACCUUGUCCCUGCACAGCUUGUUUGAGUUAAGGACGUGUAUAGAGAAAGGCUCGAUAAUGCUGGAUAUGGAGGCUUCUUCUCUCCCGCAGGUGGUGGAAAUGAUCGUUGACAAUCAGAUCGAGACGGGGCUUUUGAAAUCGGAACUGAAGGACAAAGUGACCUACACGCUGCUCAGGAAGCACCGGCACCAGACCAAGAAAUCCAACCUGCGCUCUCUGGCUGACAUUGGAAAGACCGUCUCCAGUGCAAGUAGGAUGUUUACCAACCCCGAUAAUGCACGCAGCCCCCUCGAGAGCUCCGUGCCCUGCCUCGCAACCCGCACGCUGGACGAUGAAAUGCAAGUGCGGCGCAGCCCCAGCGUGGGAUGGCUCAGCAGCCCAGCCAUGACUCACAGAAACCUGACUUCCACCAGUCUGAACGACAUCUCCGACAAGCCUGAGAAAGAUCAGCUGAAGAAUAAAUUCAUGAAGAAAUUGCCCCGUGAUGCUGAGGCUUCCAACGUGCUGGUGGGAGAGGUAGACUUCCUGGAGAGUCCUUUCAUUGCCUUCGUCCGCCUGCAGCAGGCAGUCAUGCUGGGUGCUCUGACUGAAGUCCCCGUACCUACCCGAUUUCUCUUCAUUCUACUGGGACCGAAGGGCAAAGCAAAGUCCUAUCAUGAGAUCGGCCGAGCCAUCGCCACUCUGAUGUCAGAUGAGGUAUUCCAUGACAUUGCCUAUAAAGCCAAGGACCGGCAGGACCUGAUCGCUGGCAUUGAUGAGUUUCUGGAUGAAGUCAUUGUGCUCCCGCCUGGGGAAUGGGAUCCAGCCAUUAGGAUAGAGCCCCCCAAGUCUCUUCCUUCUUCAGAUAAAAGGAAAAACAUGUACUCGGGUGGAGAAAACGUACAGAUGAAUGGAGAUACGCCUCAUGAUGGAGGACACGGCGGCGGAGGCCACGGGGACUGUGAAGAACUGCAACGGACCGGCAGAUUCUGCGGUGGCUUAAUCAAAGACAUAAAGAGGAAAGCACCAUUCUUCGCCAGCGACUUCUACGACGCUUUAAAUAUUCAAGCCCUUUCAGCCAUUCUUUUCAUCUACCUGGCCACAGUGACCAACGCUAUCACUUUUGGAGGAUUGCUUGGUGACGCAACGGAAAACAUGCAGGGCGUGUUGGAGAGCUUUCUGGGCACAGCAGUCACCGGCGCGAUAUUUUGCCUUUUUGCUGGUCAGCCACUCACAAUUUUGAGCAGCACAGGACCUGUCCUUGUCUUUGAACGGCUUCUCUUUAAUUUCAGCAAAGACAACGAUUUUGACUACCUGGAGUUUCGUCUCUGGAUUGGCCUUUGGUCAGCCUUCCAGUGUCUCAUUCUCGUCGCUACCGAUGCCAGCUUCCUGGUCAAGUACUUCACCCGCUUCACCGAAGAAGGUUUUUCCUCCCUUAUUAGCUUCAUCUUCAUUUAUGAUGCUUUCAAGAAGAUGAUCAAGCUGGCAGAUCAUUACCCCAUCAACUCCGAGUUCAAGGUGGACUAUAUCACACAUUACUCUUGUGCCUGUGAACCAUUUGAUCCAGUUAAUAGCUCGUUAUUUAACAGGACAGCGGUGCCGUCAGCUGAUGAGUCGCUCUAUUCCUCUACUGAGAUGUACAACACCACCGUUGACUGGUCAUCUCUGACAACGAAGGAGUGCUUGAAAUACGGAGGACAACUUGUGGGCAACAACUGCGAAUAUGUCCCUGACAUCACCCUCAUGUCUUUCAUCCUCUUUUUUGGCACUUACACCUGCUCCAUGGCCCUGAAGAAAUUCAAGACCAGUCGCUAUUUUCCAACCACUGCCCGGAAACUCAUCAGUGACUUUGCCAUUAUCUUGUCCAUUUUGAUUUUCUGUGGAAUAGAUGCCCUGGUAGGCGUGGACACACCAAAACUACUUGUGCCAAGUGAAUUCAAGCCAACCAGUCCCGAGAGGGGUUGGUUUAUCCCACCUUUUGGAGGGAACCCAUGGUGGGUGUACCUGGCAGCAGCCAUCCCUGCACUGCUGGUGACUAUCCUCAUCUUCAUGGACCAGCAAAUCACGGCCGUCAUCGUCAACAGGAAGGAGCACAAGCUCAAGAAAGGUGCUGGAUAUCAUCUGGAUUUGUUCUGGGUGGCCAUUCUGAUGAUCGUAUGCUCCUUUAUGGGUCUGCCCUGGUAUGUUGCUGCUACCGUGAUCUCCAUUGCUCAUAUUGACAGCUUGAAGAUGGAGACGGAAACUUCAGCCCCUGGAGAACAGCCCAAGUUUUUGGGAGUGAGGGAGCAGAGAGUCACUGGAGUCAUCGUUUUCAUCCUGACCGGCGUGUCUGUCUUUAUGGCUCCCAUCCUAAAGUUCAUUCCCAUGCCCGUGCUCUACGGCGUCUUCCUCUACAUGGGCGUCGCGUCCCUCAACGGCGUGCAGUUCAUGGAUCGUCUGAAGCUGCUUUUGAUGCCUCUAAAACACCAGCCUGACUUUAUCUACCUGCGCCACGUCCCGCUGCGCAGGGUCCAUCUGUUCACCUUCCUGCAGGUGGUGUGCCUGGCCCUCCUCUGGAUCCUCAAGUCGACCGUGGCUGCUAUCAUAUUCCCUGUCAUGAUCCUGGCACUUGUAGCAGUCAGAAAAGCCAUGGACUACCUCUUCUCCCAGCAUGACUUAAGCUUCCUUGACGACGUCAUUCCAGAAAAGGACAAGAAAAAGAAGGAGGAUGAGAAGAAGAAGAAAAAGAAGAAGGGCAGCAUGGACAGUGACAAUGAUGAUUCUGACUGCCCCUACUCAGAAAAAGUCCCAAGUAUUAAAAUACCAAUGGACAUCAUGGAGCAGGAACCUUUCCUAAGUGAUAGCAAACCUGCCGACAGAGAAAAAUCACCAACAUUCCUUGAACGCCAUACGUCGUGCUGAUACAAUUCCUUUCCUUCAGUCACACACCAUGCCAAGGAUUCGGUCACUGGGAAGCUGUGCUAGCAGAAGUCCUGAGCACGGCAGACCACGUUAGGAAUUGGCCGAGAGGCCUGGAGGGGGUCCCCACGCUUACCUUGUCUUUCUCUUUCUUCGCAGCCCUCCACGAACUCCAGUAAAAGUUGUGCCUCAAAUUAGAAUAGAGCUUGAGCCUGAAGACAAUGGUUAUUUCUGGAGGAGCAAGGGAACAGAAACUACUUUGUAAUUUGUCUGUCUGUUAAAUCUUUUAUGGAAUUUAUUUUGUCACUAGCCAAAUAUUAAAAUGCUCUCUGCUCCCCACCUGCAUAGGUAAAUGAGACAUCCCGCGCUGCCCCUCCACCCCUGCCCCUGCAGAUCUCCUCCGAUCCCUCCUCACCCCGUUUUCCCACGCCGACCAAGACUCGUUUUGCCUUCUCUGUCGCUUUGUCGUGCUCGCGCCUCUCUCAUUCGCAAGCGGAGGGCAGAAGUAUUAAGGAUAUCAUACCAUACCUGCGGGAGAUGUCAGGGGAACUGGCAUUACUUUAGUUGUGAAUCCGUGUUUGUUUGUUUGUCUGUUUGUCGCCUGGCAGAACAAAACUGGCCUCUGGGCUAAUUGGGUGUCUUGCUUAUGCUGCUCGAAGAUGCUGGAAAGUGCUGCUAAUACUAACUUGCUCUUAAAGCCUGUACUCGUAGUUAACACAGGAAGGAAAAGGAAAAGGUACUUCACUCCCAGCGCAGACAAACCAUUGCCAUCGUUGUAGCAUGUGUUUUGAAAUGUCCCUUUCCUAUGCAAUUUUUUUUAAAGAAACACUUUAAUGGACUUAAUCCGUCAGGUACAUCGAAGAGUGUUAUUUUCCUAGAUUAUUUUGUUUAAAUUAUGGGGGCCUAACCUAUGACUUUUUUUUGUCAAUUUUUUUAACCUUUUUUUAAUUACUGUAAAGAAAAAUGAAUUUUUCCUGCAGCAGGAAACGUAUAGUUAUGAGUAGUUCUACCUCUUAUUUCUAGAUGCCAGGCUUUCUGUAAAAAAUGUAUUGUACCAUAUAUAAUGUGAUUUUUACAAAAAAAAAAAAAAAAAAAAAAAAAGACAACCACAAAACACAAAACCACAACACCACACCACAAUCUCCAGGACAUGGCGUAGGGCUGGAUCGGUUUGAUUAACACCUUCUACUCUGAAGCAUCUGUUUUACUUAGGGUUAUGUUAUUUAAUUAUUUUUUUUUAAUAAGUAAUCUAACUUCACUAUGAAGGAGACGGGAUGUAACUUAAAUCUCUUGUGAUCUAGGAAGAGUCUUAAAUGUAACGUUGGUAAGCGAAAUGCUGACCAGCUACCGCCAUCAGUGGACAGAUGCUGAUUGUAUUCAUGUUGUUGAUUUGCUACGUGGUAUUGUUCGAAUUAUUUCUUUUGAAACAUCGGCGUGUGCGUAUGUGUAUACAUGAGAAGACCCCGGGUGCGCUUCAGGCGCGAUGACGGCGCGAAGGAGGAGAAAGGCAGCUGAAGACGGCCUGCUGGGAUGCUCAUCCCGACGCUCGUAUUCGCCAGGCUCACAAACUUCUGCAUCCUCUAGCAUCCCGCAUCUGUUUACCAUCGUCUGCAGAAUUCACCCUAAAUCUUGACUGCUCGGUCCUAGACCCCUCCAUCCGUACGCGGCGAUGCGUCAAUACCAAGCAGGGUAGGCAGGGACACGCCCGUGCUUUUGGUUUUAAACCAAGCGAGCAAAUACCACCUCGGGAGAGAUGAUUUUUCUCUCUGUAGCACGUACACGUAUGUACUUGUGUGUCCGUAGAAACGUGCAUUUGGGAAAUUGGGCUUCACCGAGACAUUUCUUUGAUGACUCGUGAGGACUACAUGUAACACACUAAAAGCUUCAUAAAAAAAAAAAAAAAAAAAAAAAAAGGCAAGAAAGAAAAAAAGCCCAGCUAUAAGGGCUAAUUCCCCAAUGGAGAAAAUCCCACUGCAGAGGACAGGCGUGUUGCUGCCGCUUUUGUCCUUGCGAAACCAAAGUCCGUGUUGGUUAAGUAAACAGAAUUUCACGAUGGUGCUGAGACCUUACAUGCCAAAUUUUAGCAUCUACUCACUCGUAGUAGCCAGAUCGGCAACGGGAGGUGCAGAACAGGGCUAUUCUUUUCUUUCCCAGAUGUGCUGUAGAAGCAGCUGGCCACCUUACUUUCCCGACAGCGCUUUUUGGUUAAAGGGUGAGUUGACGGGGACCGUGGUAGUUUGAGCUCGACCUGCUGCAAGCCGUCACUGCUGCGGAAAGACGAUGGAGCUGCCCGCACAGCACACGCGCGCACCUCCGUACAUUCCCCGGCUCGUUCUCGAGGGGUCUCGCUUUUGGCUUCCACGAAACGUGUGUCCGCUCUCAGAUGGGCAUCCCCGGCACCCAGCCCAAACCCCCUUCCCAAAGCCUCGGGAGACGUCGGGAACGGCCAGAAAAGGAGCGGUUCCGUGAUGCUAGCUGGAGGACAGAUAACCUGGGAAGUGCGAUGCCGGCUUCAGCCGACGUUUUUCCAUCCCUUAGCGAACGCGAGUCCCCGGUUCCCAGAGGGCGGACAGACUCGGGCGUCACCGACAGAGCGCGCGGGAGCUGCUUGUGUUUUGCCCAGACCUUUGGUUUGUAGGAAUCCCAGUUAACGGAGGGAGGAAAGAUCAAACCAGAUGAAUGGAAGUGGCUUUCUUGCUCCCGGUAGGCUCGGCGGGCAGCGUGCUGCACCCGCGCAGCUUCCCAUCUGCGGGCACCUGGCGAUGCCUCUCCACAAAAAUGAGGUCUUCCACUUCGGAACCGCGUUAAAUGUACUUGAAACGUACUGACUGCUGAUCUAGAUCUUGCUCUUUUCUUUUUUCUGUUUUUUUUUUUUUUAUUUUAACCCGAGGGAGCUGUCGUGCAGAGGGCGGCGUUGCUGAAGGGACGGGACAAAGGUUUCUGUAGCUUUCCGUGAAAAACACGCGACUCCGGUGACAGGAGCUGGAAAUGUUCCCUUUCCUGGUGCCUGGCACUAGCACUUCAUGGGUGGUUGUGUCUCUUUUGUUGGUUUUUCCUUUAAAAAACAAAAGAAAACCCAACGCAGAGAGAGCAACCGAGAGCUCUCCUGGCACCAGGCGUCGGCGGGCAGCCCAAGGGAAGUGUCACUGCGCUUCAUAGACCUCUGAAAAUAACUAAAACUUCUUUUCAGUCGGAACUGGGUAUUCUGUGGGAAAAGCCUGGGUGAGCACUUCUGGGCGUAGGCGUGGAGACUGACCCAAAGCCCUCUGCGAUCCGAGGCGGCCGUCAAGGAAUGAAAUUCCCAGAGCAAAACAAAACCAGGUCCCAGCUCGUGGUGGGACCCCGUGGCAGCCACCCAGCUGCAGCCAGCGUCGUCCCAGCCCCGGGAGUGUGGUGGCCGUCUGCCUCUGUAGCCCACGCUUAUUUGUCAUCGUGGCCGAUAUGUCUUUGUAUUUUUAUUUUAUUUUUUUUUUAAUCAACACGCACUUUCAGAUACUUUUAUUAUUGUUUUUAAUUCUCGUAAGUCUGUAUUUGCUUUGGAGGAAAGAAUAAAAACUUAGUAUAAAAUGAAGUGGAUCAAGAUGGUGGAACAAAAAGGAAAAAAAGCAGAAAACAUUUCAAUAUAUUAAAAUGAUUUUUUUUUCCAGUAAUAUAAAACACGAAAUUCCUUAUAACAUUAUAGUAUUUUACAGUUUUAUGAAGCUUUCUAUUGUGACUUUUAUGGAAUCAAAAGAUGAAGAUGAUGAGAUAUUUUAGCAUUUAUAUUUUUCAAAAUUAAAUGUAUACUGAAAAUAAAGUAACUUUAUGCAUUUA
This is a messenger RNA of Aquila chrysaetos chrysaetos, 7630 nucleotides long. It is a transcript of the gene SLC4A4, whose product is annotated as solute carrier family 4 member 4. Gene Ontology annotation, biological process: regulation of intracellular pH; monoatomic anion transport; transmembrane transport. Gene Ontology annotation, cellular component: basolateral plasma membrane; plasma membrane. Gene Ontology annotation, molecular function: solute:inorganic anion antiporter activity; sodium:bicarbonate symporter activity; monoatomic anion transmembrane transporter activity. The record is from RefSeq and is a predicted model, not a curated record. Lineage: Eukaryota; Metazoa; Chordata; Aves; Accipitriformes; Accipitridae. Bases 383 to 3820 code for a protein of 1145 amino acids. The transcript is spliced from 27 exons.